UUGUGGGUGUGGCGGUUGCGAGAGAUGCCUGUGUAUUCCUGAGAGGAGACGUUGCUGGGAGAAGUCGGGUACUGUCAAUUUCCCCCAGUAUGAGUCCAGAAAGGCGUAGUUGGGACGGGGAGCGAGUCGGACCUCCUGGGCUGCAUUUUGGUAACCGGAUGUGACGUCAGUGCUUGGGUUGGUGUUCCCUCACGCGCCUUCCCCCCCAUUCGAACAUUGACAGCUGUUUGGUGCAGCAAUGUAUGAACGGGCAUGAAAGGAGUCCACCUCGAUGCGUUCGUCUCAUAAAUAAGCGAGUGUUUGCAGUGCUAAUGUUUCUCUUUAGGUUUUUGCCCGUCUUUUGGGCAGUGUCGUCGACGAAGGCAGACUUCUUUCAUUUCGAUAGCAUAUCAAACGUUUCUACUUACUAUUUCAAUUACCUUUAUUGUAAUAUCUGGGAGGGAGAUUGCCAACCAAACCAAGAGGAUGCUACCCAGCAAGUUCCGACCCGGGAGCUGUGGCCAGGCUUCCCCCAAGACUACAUCCGCAUGCUGAGCGAAUGGUACUGUAGCCUGGGACAGUGCUGCGAGUCUGGCGACUGUCGAAUAACCAAUAAUAUAACAGGGCUGGCCAGAGACCUUCAGCAGAGGCUCCAUGGUCAGCACCUGGCCCAGGUGGUGAUUCUGAAGGCGGUCCAGGGGUUCAUCGAGAGCCCAGACUCCAACAAGCCCCUCACGCUCUCCUUCCAUGGCUGGUCGGGCACCGGCAAGAACUUUGUGGCGCGGCUAGUGGCUGAUAACCUCUACCGCGACGGGGUGAAGAGCGAGUGUGUGCGCUUGUUCAUUGCGCCCUUCCACUUUCCCCACGCCAAGCUUGUGGACGCAUAUAAGGUUCAGCUGCGAGAGGCCAUAAGGGACAUGGUGCUGCGUUGUCCUCAGACGCUCUUCAUCUUUGACGAGGCGGAGAAGCUGCACCCUGGCCUCAUAGACGCCAUUAAGCCCUACAUGGACCACUACGAUAACGUAGACGGAGUCAACUACAGGAGAGCCAUCUUCCUCUUCCUCAGUAACAUCGGUGGUGCAGCUAUCAAUGAGGUGGCUCUAGACUUCUGGCACUCUGGGCAGAACCGAGAGGACAUCGGCAUGGAGGAUCUGGAGCAUCGGCUGAGAGCAGACGCCAUGGGGGCACAAGGUGGAUUUGCCCAGAGCGAGCUGCUGUCUGGUCACCUGGUCGACUUCUUCGUGCCAUUCCUGCCCCUGGAGUACCGCCACGUCAAGCUGUGUGCCCGCGACGCCUACCUGGCACGGGGCGUGCAGCCCACUGACGCCACUCUGGAUGACGUGGCCAAGGCCAUGCUCUAUGUACCCAAGGAGGAGAAGCUGUUCUCGGCACAAGGCUGCAAGUCCAUCCCACAGAGAAUCAACUUUUUCCUGCCCUGAUGAAUACAAUGCAGUCCCGCCCACACUACACUACACUACCCACCCUGCCCUUUAGUUCCCCACAGGAUCACUGUCUUCCUCCUACCCUGAUCAAGGCUACUUGGCCCUGUAUUCCACCGAGAGUGCGUCUCUGUCCUGAUCCAUCGAGCCCCUACAAAUAUGGGUCUGGUGAAAUCUGACACUUUAAGACCCGACUGACAUCGAUUUUAAAUUUUUAAUACAACUUGGUAUGCCUUUUUGGUGGCAAGAUAGAAACCCAGUACUGCUUAUGCUAAGUUGUAUUAAAUUCCGGGUGGCUCUGGUCCCAAAGUGUCUGAUUUCACAAGAAGUGACCCAUAUGCUGAGCACCCUGAUGGACAUUUAUGACUCUUGUCUUCUUGAAGAUCUUCUCUGCUCAGAGCUGCUGGUCUAUCUCACAGAGGAUCAACUUCCUCCUACCCUGGUUGAGUCCCACCUACACCCCAACACUGCCCUCUGUUCCCUACAGGAUCAACUUACUUACUAACCACACGGACAACCCACAGGAUCAACUUCUGUUUGCCCUGAUAUAACCACACCGACACCCCACUGGAUCAACGUUUGUGUGCCCUAAUCCAGUGCCACCUACCUACACCCCCCUGCCCUUUAUCCCCCACACCCCAUUCUCAGCCGUCUCUAUCCGGCUCUGCGUACGAGACCCCACCCUGACAGACAAUGUGGUGAGGUUUACACCUCUCCGCCACACAGGGCUGAACGUCUUUUCCCUCACAGAAAUCAACGUCUGUCUGUCCUGAUCCACCCUGAAUAACUCUGGGGUGAGGUUUAGGCUUACAGCGUAUAGACACUCGGUCUGAAGUCCAAACCCAUGAGGAUUAUGAGGAUUUGGAUGCACAGAUCCCUGAUCUCACACUGCCCAUGGACUAGUGGUAGUGAUGCUCAUGUCCCAGUACAGCUUUGGGAGCACCAUCUAUGUCUUUUCUUUGCCACUGCUGUUUUUAAUUGUAUUGUUUUGCCUUCAGUAUGUCAAAAAUGCUGUUGCUUUCCAAUGUGUUGGGCUUUAGGCUCAUGCAUAUGUUAUUUUUACUAUUAUUAUUUAAUGUAUUUAUAUUUUAAUGUUUAUGUUGUGUGUAUAUGGUCGAUCUGAAUUCUCAAGGCAAUGAGGUUUCACACUCUUAUGUACCCAAAGUUAUAAUGUUAUUGAAUGGAAUUAUGAUGGCGCUUUGUUAACAAAGAAGUAUUUUGUUUACAUAAACUCAUAUGAAUUAAUAAAAUGUUUGUACUGAGAAUGUUAACAAGAAGAGAGAACACUGCUACUGUUACAGCUGUUUCAUUUUUCCAUCUCUGUCAUGCUACGUACCUGUUACUAUUUAUGAUCAGGAUGGAGCUGUUUUAUCACAUGUUUUGUUGAAUUUGUGCCAAUGUGAAUUUACAAUUCACCACACUCACCAAUGCACUUGAGAGCAGUGUUUGCACCGAGUGCCAGUAUGUAUUCACUUCCAAAUGUUUGGAGGAAGUCUUAGAUAUCGCCACUGUGUUUCUCAUACAGUGCUUUCUUUCAUAUGAGAGACAAGAAAUGCCCUUUUAUGUAUGUGACACCAUUGAAGUCAUUCUUGUGUUUUAAUGCGUACAUGUAUGAUACACUGUGCAAAGUGGAGGAGAGAAGCCCUGCUCAGCUUCAAGCACAGCCUCAGUCUCAAUAGCCUUUCUCCAGUGCUUCUUCCGCCCUCCAGCCUGGCUCAUAUGCAGAUCUUGCAAAAACAAUUCAGAUGUUACACUUUUUGUGCAAUUAGGGGAGUAUUCCAAGAACCUGGUUCAAUAGUAAACCAGGUUGGAUUAACCUCGAGGUAGUGGUAAAUCAUCUAAUAGAAGAGCUGUAGUCAUUAUUUCGAAUGAAGGGUGCCUGUGGGCUGUCCAUUUGCAGGGUUACCACUUUCUGUAGGGUAACGUAGCCCGGUUUAUCACUUAGCCAUGUUCUUGGAAUACUACCCAGCAUAUUGAAUGAGGGAAAGCCCCAAAGAGCUGCUCUGAGCUGCUUGACCAUGGGGAAACAUCAUUUGUUCCUCCACGGGAGAGGGGCAGACACUGAGGCAGAAGGCUGCAGGGAGGAACUGGAAUAUAUAGUAUAUUGAGAUGCUUGCUGUAUUCAUGCUGUGUUCUGCAGGCAUGCUUAUCUUCAUUCUUCAUGUAGGCGACAGGCCUCAUUCAUACAGCACUCACUGCUGUUUUCACUGUUUCACUAUUUUGUUUUAAGUGGAUCUAAUCUGUGGUGAAUCACACGACAGCCUCUGCCCUGCAGGCCACCUGUGCCCUGUAACCACCUGACACCUUGCAUGAUGUAUUUUAUAUGGUUGUGGGCGCACUGUACAUUAAUUAUUAAAAUGUACGGGCAUUGGUUGGGGAAUGAAACCCUUUUUAAUUGUUACAGGAGCAUACAGUAUUUUUUUCCUGUCAUUAAUGCUAACCAGCAUUGGCUAUCUGUGAACCAGAUCAAAUGGUUCAAGGAAAAUGUGCACUACACUUGUUUUUUCCCCCUGGGUUUUGUCAGAUUGCCUGAAAACAUGAGGUGACGAGACCUCUCCUGUGAAUCAGCUGGUAUAGGUGCCAUGGUGAUGGCCUCACCUGUCUUGUGAGAGGAAUGGACUGGAGAGAAUCAGCAAAA
Messenger RNA from Engraulis encrasicolus (European anchovy), 4056 nucleotides. It is a transcript of the gene tor3a, whose product is annotated as torsin family 3, member A. Gene Ontology annotation, cellular component: nuclear envelope; endoplasmic reticulum lumen. The transcript has 6 exons. NCBI's taxonomy places the organism in Eukaryota, Metazoa, Chordata, Actinopteri, Clupeiformes, Engraulidae. The record is from RefSeq and is a predicted model, not a curated record. Bases 243 to 1418 code for a protein of 391 amino acids. Gene Ontology annotation, molecular function: ATP hydrolysis activity; ATP binding.